Messenger RNA from Cheilinus undulatus (humphead wrasse), 2231 nucleotides. Its product is annotated as heparan-sulfate 6-O-sulfotransferase 3-B-like. The record is from RefSeq and is a predicted model, not a curated record. Gene Ontology annotation, molecular function: heparan sulfate 6-sulfotransferase activity. Gene Ontology annotation, cellular component: membrane. Bases 365 to 1660 code for a protein of 431 amino acids. The transcript has 2 exons. NCBI's taxonomy places the organism in Eukaryota, Metazoa, Chordata, Actinopteri, Labriformes, Labridae.
CCGAGCCCGAACGCUGCUCACGUGCGGAUGUGCCGUCUCGCGCUGUCAUGUAACACGAGUUAUUUCAACCACUGUGACAUUUUUAAGGGAAAAUGGUGUUUAUUUUGUUGAGGAAAUAACUUGAACGGUCACAGAUUUAACUUUAAGAAGUGGACCUGCUCUCGUGCAGCAGGACGAGGCCAGUUAGUAAAGCCCUUCGGAACAUGUUCGCACCUGCCUCUGGGACUUUAACUCCUGCUUCUUGACUCACAGGAGCACCACGUUUCGUUACCUGAAGUGAAGCUGCAGGAUGAGCCGAGGGGAGGAGGACUCGGACAUCACGUUACCGUUUGUGCCGACGGCGUGAUUUACAGUUUUUGCCACCAUGGAGGAGAAGUUCAAUAGACUCAUCUUCAUUCCCAUUGCGGCGGUGCUCUUCUUAAUGAUUGGCUACCAGUAUGUGUGCCCGUCCGACAGCAACACCUGCUACUUCAGAAGUGACGAGAAAGGGCUUUUCCAGCGCUAUUCAUCAGGGUUUGAGUUAGUUUACACAGAGCCGGAGGCGGACGAGGACCUUCCCUCCAAAAUUACAUCCAAAUUUAACUUCACGGAGCGGGACUUGGACCGGCACGUCGACUUCAACAUCCGGGGAGACGAUGUUAUGGUGUUCCUCCAUAUUCAGAAAACCGGCGGGACGACGUUUGGGCGGCACCUGGUCAAAAACAUCCAGCUGGAGCAGCCCUGCGACUGUAUGCCCGGACAGAGAAAAUGCACUUGUCACCGGCCAGGGAAAGCAGAGUCGUGGCUCUUCUCGCGGUUCUCCACGGGCUGGAGUUGUGGGUUGCACGCGGACUGGACGGAGCUCACGAGCUGUGUGCCUGUGGUGAUGAACAAAAGGGACAAGAAGAAUGCACAGAAAAGCAAAAGGAACUUCUACUACAUCACCAUGCUUCGUGAUCCCGUGUCACGCUACCUCAGCGAGUGGAAGCACGUUCAGCGCGGGGCCACCUGGAAAACCGCCCUCCACAUGUGCGAUGGCCGGCCGCCCACUCAGGACGAGCUCCCGGCCUGCUACACCGGCGAAGACUGGACUGGCGUGUCUUUGGCCGACUUCAUGAGCUGCCCUUCAAACCUCGCCAACAACCGGCAGGUUCGCAUGCUCGCCGAUCUCAGCCUGGUGGGCUGCUACAACAUGUCGUCCGUCAGCGAGCUGGAGCGCGGCCGAGUCCUCCUAGCCAGCGCCAAAGCCAACUUGCGCAACAUGGCUUUCUACGGCCUGACAGAGUUCCAAAGGAAGACGCAGUAUCUCUUCGAGCGGACGUUCGGCUUGCACUUCAUCCGGGCUUUCACGCAGAUCAACAGCACACGGGCGGCCAGCGUGGGCAUCAGCGAGAAGGUGCGGUGGCGCAUCGAAGGGCUCAACGCCUUAGAUAUGGAGCUUUACGAAUACGCCAAGGAGCUCUUCCUGCGGCGCUACCAGUAUAACCGGCAAAAGCAGCACCAGGAGGAGCGUCUGAGGCGGUGGCAGGAGAGGCAGCACAGGCAGCGCAUGCACAGGACCUAUCUGGCUGCACUGUGGAGACUGGGAGGAGGCGAAGGGGAGGAGGAGGUGGAGGAAGUGAAGGCGCAAGAGGAGAUAACUACGACAGAGGACUACAGCAGCCAGGUGGUGCGGUGGUGAGGAGAGCACAGGGACCAAAAGAACAUAAAACUGAUGGCUGGUUGAUUCAUCGUGCUUUACUCCUCUCCCUCCGUCUCCUGCUGUCUCUGCUGUGAAUCUGCCAAAAAACCCCUCCUGCCCUCAUAGCCUCAUAGUCAGACUGCCGAACGGUGUCUUAAUAUUUAUGAUGGAUGUAUUUGUCAUGCAACAUAAAACAUUUUGUAUAUUUUUUUUCUUAAGGCUAUUUUUGGCACUGCAGUCGUGAAUUGCAUUUAUUUAUUCAUUAGCAAGUGCUUUGAAUGUUCUCAGAGCGGUUUCCUAAAAUUUCGCUAAUAAUUAAUAGAACUGAAAAAAUAAUGUGAGAGGGUGAGUUAUUUUAAAAAUGGUGGAUGACUUGAAGGAUCCUGUGUGUCAUGUUUGUGAUCUAGCGCCGUGUUGAUCAGUGAAAUCUCGUAGUUUAACUCUGUGGUGUUUGGCUUCAUAAGAAUAUCAAAGCACAAACUUGGCAAUAGUCUUGCUUUUCUUUUUUCUUUUCCGACUGCUGCAGAAAUGAUUCAAACCAGGCAGGAAAAUGUGUUCAAUAAAAAUAUGC